This is a messenger RNA of Capronia coronata CBS 617.96, 1158 nucleotides long. RefSeq lists its product as uncharacterized. The record is from RefSeq and is a predicted model, not a curated record. Bases 1 to 1158 code for a protein of 385 amino acids. Lineage: Eukaryota; Fungi; Ascomycota; Eurotiomycetes; Chaetothyriales; Herpotrichiellaceae. The transcript has 3 exons.
AUGUCUGCCACCGUCGUCGAGACCGUGCCCGCGUUUGUCCCGCUACAGCUGCGUUCAGGGUUUGGACCGGUUUAUCGCCAGGUCUCCACGGCUGCGCCCAGAGAAUGUCGUCCCGAUGAAAUCCCAAUCAUCGAUAUCGGAACCAUCCGUGACGGUCCAGAGGCACGACAAAAACUGGCGGUCGAGAUCAAGAAAGCAGCAGAGGAGGUGGGAUUCUUCUACAUUUCCAACCAUGGAAUCGAUCAAGGCAUUAUCGACAAUGCACAAAAGGCGGCCUGGAAUUUUUUCCGACAGCCCGUCGAAGAAAAGGCAAAGAUUAGUAGGAGCAGGUCCAGAUUUUACAACGGUUUCACUGAGCGUGGAACUGUUCACGUCUCUCCAACUGAGACCAUCGACAACAAGGAAGGAUUUUCCUGGCGUUACGACCCCAAGUACGACCCAGAAGGGAAGGACUUGACAGCCGUUCCGGAGGAAGUUCAGGCCUGGAUCCGUGGUGAGGACUUUGUCUGGGAAGGAACCGAGCAUAUUCCAGACUUCAAAAAGGAUACUCUCACCUAUUGGGGGGCAUGUUUGACUCUGGCAAGGCUUCUGGUCAAAGUGUUUGCUGUUUGCCAGGGCCUUCCCGAAACCCAUUUUGACUCAAUCACCACAUAUCCUGGCGCAGACGGGGUGUACAACUACUACCCCGGGCUGACGCCUGAGCAAGCCAGCAAAGAUGGACCUAUCGACGUCGGCCUCGGCUCCCACACUGAUCUUCAGUGCUUCACUUUGCUGUGGCAAGAUCACGUCGGAGGCCUCCAAGUCCUGAAUACCGAAGGACAAUGGAUUAAGGCUACGCCGGUUCCAGGGACGUUUGUGGUCAACAUUGGUGAUUUUUUGAUGCGCAUGUCAAACGACAAAUUUAAGUCGACCGUCCAUCGCGUCUACAAUCGCUCCACCGAAGAACGGUUGAGUAUGCCUUUCUUCUUCGGAUUCAACUUCAAUGAGAAGUGCUCGGUGUUGCCGACCUGCACGGAUGAGAACAAUCCACCCAAAUACGAACCCAUUUCGUGUGGCGAGUGGUGUGCUCGUCGAUUCCAACAACAAGGGUACCAUGCCGGGGAUAAGAUAGAGCUGGGACCUGCAAGUGCAACUGUGGAGCUGACUGUGAAAGCGUGA